AUGGUGCUGUUGACCCGUAAGCUAGUGCAGAGGCUGGCCCUCUUAGUGACUUUUGGUGGCUUGGUCACCACCUUCGUCACCACAUUCCUGCCCUUGUGGAAGACCCUGAAUACGGACCUGAACGAGAUGGAGAACUGGUACGAGGGCUUGUGGCACAGCUGCAUCUUCACGGAGGAGGUGGGACUGCAGUGCAAGGCCUUCGAUUCGCUGCUGGCCCUUCCUGCAGACGUACUGGUGUCUCGGGUGCUCAUGCUAGCAUCCAUAGUGAUGGGUGCGCUGGCGGUCGCCGUGGCCUUCUUUGGGCUGGACGGCGUCGAGCUGGGACCCGGGCACCGGCGCCUCAAGCGGGGGCUCCUGGUCCUGGGUGGCGUGCUGUCCUGGGUGUCGGGCAUCACCACCCUGCUGCCCAUCUCCCUGGUGGCUUAUGUGACGGUGGUAGAGUUCUGGGAUGAGAGCCUGCCCGACGUUGUGCCCCGCUGGGAGUUUGGCGAGGCGCUGUUCUCCGGCUGGUUUUCCGGAUUGUUCCUCAUCAUAGGGGGGUCCUUCUUCUUCGUGUCUUUAUGCAUGGACGACUGCUCUGAGCCCCUGAGCCCCCCCAGCACCCAGGAAAUGCCGAGGAUUCAGCACUACCGAAAGACAGAAAUCCUAUAG
Molecule: messenger RNA, 651 nt
Organism: Paramormyrops kingsleyae
Lineage: Eukaryota; Metazoa; Chordata; Actinopteri; Osteoglossiformes; Mormyridae
Gene: cldn26
Product: claudin 26
Cellular component (GO): bicellular tight junction; membrane
Molecular function (GO): structural molecule activity
Source: RefSeq, a predicted model, not a curated record